UAGAACUUCUAACAAAAUCUCAAACGCAUGGUUGGCUGGGUGAAGGCGUGAAGCUCUUCCAGUUUCCAUCCAUGGCCACUUAUUGCUUAACCUCAACCUCAUUACAUUCGCAUCCGUCUUCUUCCUCUCAAUCCUUCUGUAAAUCCAAAUCCAAUCCCACAGAUUCUUUAAUUUCUUCAAAUCGCUGCACUUACAGGAAAGAUACAUACUUUCUGAACUCCCAAUUGUCUUCUUCGUCUUCCUCUUUUACCCUCUGCCCCAAAAAUCCGGCUACCAGUAGGGACGUUUUCACUGUUUCAGCAGUUGUUGAAGGUGAACAACAACAUUUUUCUUCCGAACCCGCCAUUACUGGAAAUGGGUACAGCUUGCAAGAGGAUUCCAACUUCAGAAACUCUUUUAAACCAUAUGAAUUAUACGUUUGUAAUCUCCCCAGAAGCUGUGACAUCCCUGAGCUGCUUAAUCAGUUCAAAACCUUCGGUACAGUUCAGUCCGUUGAGGUGUCAAGAAAUCCCGAGACUGGGGUAAGCAAGGGAUGUGGGUAUGUGACUAUGAGCUCACUCCAAGAAGCCAAAGCUGCCAUUGCUGCACUAGAUGGAUCUGAUGUGGAUGGACGUGAAAUGCGAGUGAGGUUUUCAUCUGACAUGAAUAGUAAAUAUGGAAGCAACGAGUCACUGAGUUCACGACCUCAAAAGAACUUAGUAUUUGAGUCGCCCUACAAAGUUUAUGCUGGGAAUCUUUCAUGGAGUGUGAAACCUGAGGAUUUGAGAAAUCAUUUCAGUCGAUUUGGUAAUGUGAUUAGUACAACAGUGUUGCAUGAUCGGAAAGGUGGAAAGAAUCGUGUUUAUGGGUUUCUUUCAUUCUCAACACCUGAAGAACUUGAAGCUGCAAUGUCUUUGAAUGGCACAGAAUUUAGUGGUAGAAUAUUGAAACUCCGGGAAGUUAUAAAGUGGCCUGAGCAAGAGCCUUGAUUGGAGUUUGAUGCAUGAUGAUGAUGAUGAUGAUGGUGAGUUAUUAUUACAUGAAUUAAGCUUAUUUUUGACAAAAUGUUUACAUACAUGAUACAUGUACGUAUUUUUCAUAUUAUUUGAGUUGUUGAUAACUUGCUAUCAGUUUUGUAAAUCACUAUUAAUUGAUUUUUGUUUCU
This is a messenger RNA of Lactuca virosa, 1144 nucleotides long. NCBI's taxonomy places the organism in Eukaryota, Viridiplantae, Streptophyta, Magnoliopsida, Asterales, Asteraceae. The record is from the annotation of a GenBank genome assembly.